CAAUAAAUUUCAUUCAAAAAAAAAGUUUUUUUUAAAAAAAUAAUUUUCAAACGCAUUUUUUUGUAUACCAUAAACUCCCAGAGUUAUAUAAAUUUUUUUUUUUUUUAUACAUAGCGUAGUCAAGGGCCAUAUAAAAUCAUCAUGCUCCUUUAGAAUUUUUUAAUAAUUCGGGAGGAAUAAAAAAUUUGUCCACGCUUAUUUUUGUUUUUUUAUUUUUAAAAUAAUAAAUUAUUUUUUUAAUUUCUUUUUUUUUUUUUUUUUUAUUUUCAAAGCAUUUUUCUAUUUUAGUUUUUUAAUCAAAUAUUUAUUUUUAUAUAUGUAAAUCUAAUAAUAUUUUUUUGUAUAUAUGUAUAUAUUAACUUUAAUUUUUUUUUUCAAAUAAAUCUAUUCAGGAUAUAAUAAUACAUUUACGAUAAUAAAAUUUAAAUAAUUAUAAAUUAAAAUUUUUUUUUAAAUAAUUAUCAUCAACACACUUAACACACUCUCACACAGAAGUAUUAAUUUAGUAAAAACAUCAAUACUUUGUUUAGUAAUAUUUUAAAAUAAUCAACUGAAAAGAUAAUAAGUAGUAGCGCUUUAUCUUUCAACAAUAUAAAUUUUUAUUUAGUCACAUAGUUUACAUAUAAACAGCAAUAUGGGUAGAAAGAAGAUUAAGAUUCAAAGAAUUCCAGAUGAAAGAAAUCGUCAGGUUACUUUUAAUAAAAGAAAGAAUGGUUUAAUCAAGAAAGCAAUGGAGUUGGCUUUACUCUGUGAUUCCACCGUCUCUUUGGUAAUUGUAAACAAUUCACCAAAUGCCAAGGAAAAAUAUUUCCAAUAUAUCAGUACUGGUUUAAAUGCUCCAAUGGAAUCAAUUCCAGACUUGGGCCCAGAAAUUUCUCAAAAGUUCACAGAUAAUGAUUAUGAUAAAAUUUUUAAUAAAAAAGAUAAAAAUGACUUUUCAGAUGAUUACUUGGGCGAAUCAGCUUCACACUCAGAGGAAGAGGAUCUUAAACUUUCUCCAUCAUCGACACCAGAGUUAUUAGCUUUUAAUGGUAACCAUCAAGGUAACCAUCAUCAUCAUCAUUCAUCUCAAAUGAAUUCAAAGCUUUUACAUAAUCAUCAUAAUCAAUUUAGUGUUCAUAACCAUAUUAAUAAACCAAUUUCGUCUAUAAAACCCCCCCAUUCUGAUAAUCACCAUUUUUUUAAUCAUUUAUCAUCUUUAAAUAAUAAUAAUCAAAAAUCUCAUAUGAGUAAUAAUCAAAACCAUCAUAAUAGCAACCAAAAUCAUCAUAAUAACAAUAAUAGCAAUAGUAAUCAUCACCAUCAUAAUACCUCACCAAUUGGUUCUCCACCAACUAAAUAUCAACAAGUUCCAACUUCUGCAGGUAACACCGGUUUCGAUUCAAAUCAAGCAAGCCAAGCUUUGUUAUCACUCCACAAUGCUUCAAAGCUAUUUUGUUCAUCACCAGAGGACACUUCUCCAAUGACCUCACCAAGAACUCCACCAUAUACCAAUAAUAAUAAUAAUAAUAAUAACAAUAACAAUAAUAAUAAUAUAAUUCCAAAUUCACCAAAUAAUAAAUCUUCAUCAAAACAUUUACCACCAUUUAUAUUUAAUGAAAAUUCAAAUAACAAUAAUAAUAAUAAUAAUAAUAAUAAUAAUAAUAACAGUAAUAAUAAUAGCAAUAAUAAUAAUAAUUCAUCAAACAACAACAAUCAUCCAAAUAGUCCAAAUAGUAGAAAUAUCUUAUUACCACCAAUUAGCUUAUAUAAUCCUUCCUCCUCUUCAGCGGCACCAAAUAGUCUUAAUGAUGACUUAUUUUUAAAAAAAAGAAAAUUAGAAUUAAUUCAUUAAAUAUAUAAUAAUAUUUUUUUAAUAAUUUAUCCUUCCAUUAUUUUAUAAAAAAAAAAAUCAAAAAAAAAUC
Dictyostelium purpureum is the source of this 1904-nucleotide messenger RNA. RefSeq lists its product as uncharacterized. NCBI's taxonomy places the organism in Eukaryota, Evosea, Eumycetozoa, Dictyosteliales, Dictyosteliaceae. Gene Ontology annotation, biological process: positive regulation of transcription by RNA polymerase II. Gene Ontology annotation, molecular function: DNA-binding transcription factor activity, RNA polymerase II-specific; protein dimerization activity; RNA polymerase II cis-regulatory region sequence-specific DNA binding. Bases 635 to 1834 code for a protein of 399 amino acids. The record is from RefSeq and is a predicted model, not a curated record. The transcript is spliced from 3 exons.